Molecule: messenger RNA, 2741 nt
Organism: Spinacia oleracea (spinach)
Lineage: Eukaryota; Viridiplantae; Streptophyta; Magnoliopsida; Caryophyllales; Amaranthaceae
Product: alpha-L-fucosidase 2
Exons: 3
Coding region: 79-2589 (836 amino acids)
Biological process (GO): carbohydrate metabolic process
Molecular function (GO): alpha-L-fucosidase activity
Source: RefSeq, a predicted model, not a curated record
GAACAUACCCAACUGACCAAUUAUACCAUGCUUUGGGCAAUAUAUUAGACCCACCUUAGAAAUUUUACAAUAUAUAAUAUGGAUCCUCUACAGCUUCCUUCUCUUGUUCUUCCUCUAUGUAUUUUCCUGUCCUUUUCACUCGUAAUUUUGGGUCGUUUCGGGGCGAUGGAAGAACACAAUGACUGGGUAAUGGGAAGGAAGCCAUGGGAGAAAGAUAUAUGGAAACCUUCAACAAGUUUAGUAAUGGGAGUUGAAGAAAGUAGGCCUCUUAAGAUCAUCUUCAAAGGGCCAGCUAAGAAUUGGACUGAUGCUCUUCCUAUUGGUAAUGGUCGUUUUGGUGCUAUGGUUCAUGGUGGACUUUCAUCUGAGAUUAUAAAUCUUAAUGAUGACACACUCUGGACCGGUGUCCCGGGAGACUACACGGAUCCAAAUGCUCCACAGGCUAUAGCAAAUGUGAGAAAGCUCGUGGAUAGUGGAAACUAUUCGGAAGCUACUGCUUUUGCAGACAAGGAGCUCUCUGGAGACUCAUCUAAUGCUUACCAGCUUUUGGGUGAUCUCAUACUGGAAUUUGAUGACCACGACUCUGCGUAUAUAGAACAAACGUACCACAGAGAGCUAGACCUGGAUACUGCAACUGUUACAGUGAAAUACUCUGUAGGCGAUGUUGAGUUCACAAGACAGCUCUUUGCUUCAAGUCCUGAUCAAGUGAUUGUGGCCAAGAUCUCGUCGAGUAAACAAGGUUCUCUCUCCUUUACAGCCUCUUUGGAUAGUAAACUGGAUCAUCAUUCCUACACGAAUGAAAAAAACCAGAUCAUUAUGGAAGGAAGUUGUUCUGGAUAUCCAAAGGGGAUCCAGUUUUCUUUGGUUCUAAAUUUGCAAAUUGAUGGUGAAAGUGGUAAGAUACAUAAUCUACAGGGCCGUGAUUUAAGAGUAGAACAUGCAGAUUCUGCAGUCAUUCUUCUUGUGGCAUCAUCGUCAUUUGAUGGGCCAUUCACCAAACCUUCAGAUUCUAAGAAAGAUCCAACUUCAGAAGCUCUCAGUAGGAUAAACUCAAUAAAUAACAUUUUAUACUCCACUCUUUAUACCCGUCAUUUGGAUGACUAUCAGAAACUAUUUCACCGUGUUUCACUUCAGCUGUCUAAAAACAGUAAUAUUGACGAAAAGAUUUCUACAGCACAGAGAGUGCAGUCUUUUCAAACUGAUGAAGAUCCUUCUUUGGUGGAGCUGUUAUUCCAGUAUGGUAGAUAUUUGUUGAUUUCCAGUUCGAGACCAGGAACUCAGCCUGCAAAUCUGCAAGGAAUAUGGAGUAAGGAUGUGUAUCCACCUUGGAGUUGCGCACCUCACCUGAAUAUCAAUCUUCAGAUGAACUACUGGCUGUCACUUUCUUGCAACCUUCAAGAGCUACAAAAACCUUUGUUUGAUUACUUGUCUUUCCUCGCAAUCAAUGGGAAGAAAACUGCAAAUGUAAACUACAAAGCUAGUGGAUGGGUUGCUCACCAAGUGACUGAUAUAUGGGCAAAAACAUCACCUGAUAGCGGGCAAGCAGUUUGGGCCUUGUGGCCCAUGGGAGGGGCUUGGCUUUCAACUCACUUAUGGGAACACUACACUUAUACAAUGGAUAAGAACUUUCUAGAAAACAAGGCAUACCCGAUAUUAGAAGGAGCAGCUUCAUUUUUGUUAGACUGGUGGAUUGAAGAUAAAGAUGGGUACCUAGAAAGUAACCCUUCAACUUCUCCUGAGCAUAUGUUUACUUCCCUGAAUGGGAAGCCUGCAAGUGUGAGCUAUUCAUCAACCAUGGAUGUGGCUAUAACUAAGGAAGUAUUUUCCAUAAUUAUUUCUGCUGCUGAGGAAUUGGGAAGAACCAGAGAUGAUCUUGUCAGAAAUGUUCUAAAGGCUCAGGCAAAACUGCCACCUUACAGAAUUGCCAAGGAUGGUUCUCUUAUGGAGUGGGCGCAGGAUUUUGACGACCCAGACCCACAUCAUAGACAUGUAUCACACUUGUUUGGUAUAUUUCCGGGUCACUCAAUCACUCCUGAGGAAGAGCCUGAUCUAUGCAAAGCUGCAAAUUACAGCCUAUAUAAACGAGGAAAAGAGGGGCCUGGGUGGUCUACAGUGUGGAAGGCUGCACUGUGGGCACACCUUCAUAGCAGUGAGCAUGCAUAUCAGAUGGUCAAACAUUUGUUUGACUUGGUGGAUCCUGAACGCGAGGGCAGCUACGAAGGAGGGGUUUAUAGUAAUUUGUUCACAGCACACCCGCCUUUUCAGAUUGAUGCAAACUUGGGCUUUUCUGCUGCUAUAGCAGAGAUGCUUGUUCAGAGCACAGUGAAAGAUCUUUACUUAUUGCCUGCACUUCCAAGAGAUAAAUGGAGUAACGGUUGUGUCAAAGGAUUGAGGGCUCGAGGAGGUGUGACAGUCAAUAUUUGCUGGACUGACGGAGACCUGCAUGAAGUUGGUCUUUGGUCAAAUGGCUCUAAUUCUGUCAAGAGACUAAAUUAUAGAGGCACUACAGUCAUGGCAGACAUCUUACCUGGUACAGUCUACACAUUUGAUAGUCAAUUAAAGUGUGUUAACACACAAUCUCUCCUAUAAAUUAUUUCCUCCUGUAUACAGAAAAGGAAGCAGCCCUGACAUUUAGGGCAUUCUUUUUCUACUCCUUAUUUUUCUUCCUCAAUUCUUAUGCUUACCAGUAUAAAACCAUAAAUGUAUAAUGUAUGUUCAUGGAGAAAUAUUCGAAUUCUUUA